This is a messenger RNA of Lentinula edodes (shiitake mushroom), 2045 nucleotides long. RefSeq lists its product as uncharacterized. Lineage: Eukaryota; Fungi; Basidiomycota; Agaricomycetes; Agaricales; Omphalotaceae. Gene Ontology annotation, molecular function: DNA-binding transcription factor activity, RNA polymerase II-specific; zinc ion binding. Gene Ontology annotation, biological process: regulation of DNA-templated transcription. Bases 193 to 1917 code for a protein of 574 amino acids. The transcript has 10 exons. The record is from RefSeq and is a predicted model, not a curated record. Gene Ontology annotation, cellular component: nucleus.
CCCUCAACUCAGAUUUCCGUGUAAUGUCGCGUCAAAUAAUUGGGCUCUAUGCCCUCAACAUUAAUCCGAAAGACACAGCACUGUAAACUCAUUCGGCAGCCUUUGCAAAGGUAGCUUGUAUAAAAGUCUGCUACCAAAUGGCCGUAAAAUUCAACAGUUACUGUGUCUUCAAGCCUUCCAAGUUAUCUAUUCAUGUCGUCUGUUUCAAGUGUCAGCAAUGAACAAAGCGCGUCAAGAUCUUCUAAACCUCGAGGUCCAUACACAGCAAGAGGACAAUCAUGCUCUAACUGCAGGAGGCGCAAGAUUAAAUGUGAUGGCAAACGACCAACAUGUUCACAAUGUAUGCGCUCUUCUAGUCCCACUGAACAGAUGGUAUGCGAGUAUACCGCCACAAAUCGUUCCGAAAUACAGGCAUUAGAAGCAAAUAUAAAGGUCUUACAAAAUCGCAUCCGUGAGUUGGAGGUUGUACAAGAGACUGACGAUGCUGGUGUCACGCUGUAUCAACCCUACGCAGCUUCGUCGGCUCCAGCACCCUUGUUGGAGGAUGAAUUUCAUACUGGAGUAUCAGGUGGCCAAUUACAGGAAACUGACGAAAAUAUGUCCCAACCAUUCCUUGAUAUAUUUCUUCGUUAUUCUACCGAACUGGGUUUUUUUCUUCAUAUCCCACGAUUUCGAGACUCUAUGUCGCUUCCUAAAGGGAGUCCGGGAAGACCUUCUGAGGGUUUAAUCAGCACGGUAUACCUUCUAGGCUUUCAUCUUUCGGGAUUGAAUGUGGGAGAUGUCCAACAAAGAGAACAAGCCUACCUAUCACGCGCCCUCCUCGAUGUCGCUAACAUUCUGUCGUCCCCACAUCGCGAUAGAACUGUGCAUGCCAUACAAGCAGAGAUCUUACUUGCUGGACACUUCUUUAGCACGGGUCGCAUUCUAGAGGGUAAAUAUCACCUUCACGCCGCUCUCUCCAUCACAAUUGCCGCAAAGCUGCACAAGAUUCGUUCUCAGAAUACAGAUCCCGGUUUUCCCGGAAUGUCUUCAUCAGAUAUCUUUGGCAAUAUUUCGCAGUUAGAUGUUCCGCUAGAUCAAAUUGCUGAGGGUGAACGGAUUAAUGCAUUUUGGACAACAUUCACUAUGAGUAAUUGUUGGGCUGUCGCAGCUGAUUCCCCUCAAAAUUUCAUAGUAGAAAGCUUUGGGCCAACUGUUGAUACACCUUGGCCGCUUGAUAUGGAUGGGUAUGAACAGGGUCUCUUACCCUUUAAUAUUCUGGGAAGGGAGACAGUGACCAGGUUCCUCGAGCAAAAUUCAACUUUCACGUUAGGAGAUAAUUCUUUCAUCUCCAUGUAUGCAAAAUCUUCCAUACUUCUUGUCCGUGCAGCUACUCUCUCAGCAAUUUAUCGUACCGAUAUGUGGCAACAAAGAGCUGAGAUUUUUUCGGUUCAAUUUACUGCAUUGGAUAACUUGCUGAGCUCUUUCAACUCAAGUUUAAUUCCUUUGAGCCAGAAUGCCCCGGCUUCAUCCGAGUACUUUUCAUAUGCCUUUGUUACACACCUAACAACAAAGGCUGCCAUCAUUACCCUGCAUAGCAAGCUCAGGGAUAUUUCAUCUGAAUCUGCAGAGAAGGUGCUCUCGGCGGCAGAGGCCUGUACAGAUAUGAUAGCAGGAAAUAUCAGUUCGGACUCUACAGCACAUGCAAAUCCACUUCUCCCGUCAUUGUGGAUGACAGUAGGUCAAGUUUUGAUUGAAGAGCUCCGCAGACUUAGAUCUGAGCACCAGUUUCGAGCAGUCGCUCGAGCUCCAGGAAGGGAAGAGGCUGUCGAUGUAAAGUUACAGCAGGUCCUUACCACUAUGAGGCACACUCCUGCUCAUUCUCCAUUGAAUGAUUAUAUGUUCUCGAAACUGCAGGAAGCAUACCGCAAUCUUUGAUUGUCUUGCAUCCAAAACCUUAAAAUCACAUUUUAGGUUCAAAUAGAAUUGGUUACUGUAUAUCAGUUAGAUAGAUACUUUAUAAAUGUCGGUCCAGGGUUUCGAAAUUUCAUAGAGCAAAAAUACUU